Drosophila teissieri is the source of this 584-nucleotide messenger RNA. RefSeq lists its product as uncharacterized. Lineage: Eukaryota; Metazoa; Arthropoda; Insecta; Diptera; Drosophilidae. The record is from RefSeq and is a predicted model, not a curated record. The transcript has 3 exons. The coding region runs from base 170 to 538 and encodes 122 amino acids.
GUCGGUGUGUGUACGCGGUAAAAUAAACUGUGUAUUGAAUAUCGAUGUAUCGUUGCGGACGUGCGAUACUUUCAGUUGCAGCCCAUGGUGAGUUUCCCAAAUUUAAAUUCAAACUUUUGCUUAGUCGAGAGACCAGUUUGUGCGUGGCUUUUGGACCAUCAUCACCACUAUGACCGAUCUUCUGCCGCGCUUGUUGGUUCUGCUGCUGGUCUUUGCCAGCGUCUCCACCUCUCCGAUGCUGUACAAACUGAAUCCCGAAGAGAAGUACGAGGCAGACCUGGUGCCCGUCUCCUCCACCGUAAUUCCGCUGACAGUGCUGGAGGUGAGCUACGGAGCAGGUGGAAAGCCCAGCGAGGAGUACAAAGCGGCCUACCUUCGUAAGCUGCGCAAACAGGUGCUUCAGCGGACAGAAACCGGCGAAAACGUGGGCGUCGGCGCUGGCGUGGGCGAGGACGACGAGGAUAUCCUGAUCACAGUGAAGUCGCAGAAGCUGGAGAAGGCCAAAGUCAAGGCCGUUCCAGCCACGCAGGCGGACUGAAGUGUAGCAACUUGGUGCUGGUUUUCGAGCUGAUGUCAUGGCGUAC